AUGCCUAAAAUGCUUAGAUCACCGCCUUGUGAUACUUUGCGAAUUGCCUCUAACCCUGAAUUAGCGUCCAAUAUCACACAACGAGAAAAUAAACGGCGCCGAACUAGCGACGCUGAUAGCGAAACUGAAAUAGUCUCUACGGAUGCUAUUAACGAGCUCAAGACAAUGCUGGAAACCUUUGUUAAUAUUCAAAAUACAAGAUUAGACAAUAUAGAAAAGAAACUAGCACUUGUCACAAAUCAAAAUGUAAUCAUACAACAAACCAAUUCGGAAAUAGAAAAGUCCAUAAAUUUCGUCUCAGACAGAAUAGAUAACCUGCAAAAAGAUGUCUCCAACAUAGAAAAGGAUCGCAAAGCUCUUGAGUCACAAAUAAACACAAUAAAUACCAAAUUCGACGCCUUGGAGAAAUACAUUCGCAAGACGAGUAUUGAGAUACGUAAUGUUCCGAAAAUAAGAGGUGAAAAUAGGGAGACUUUAUUUAAAUAUGCACACACCCUAAUCACGAACUUAAAUGUAUCUAUGGAACAAAAAAAUCUUCGUGAUGUUUAUCGUCUGCCAAGCAAGGCUGAUGCAACAUCCUCCACAAUUGUAGCUGAGUUAGGGAGUAGUCUACAUAGGAGUCAGGUAAUUGAUGCAGUAAAACGCUAUACUAAAGACAAUCCUAAAGACUCACUUAACUGUAAUCAUAUGGGAAUUAUGAAUGUUAAAUCAUCAAUUUACGUAAGUGAACAUCUGACAACAAAAUCUAAAAGACUAUACUUUCUUGCAAGAGAUAUAGCCAAAACUAUGGGUUACUCAUAUUAUUGGACGUCAAACGACAAUGUGUACUUGCGCCGUAAAGAAGGAGAUCCACACAUUCUCAUAAGAAACGAAUCCCAACUCUCCGAACUUAAAAUACUAAGUGACUAG
Molecule: messenger RNA, 909 nt
Organism: Parnassius apollo (apollo)
Lineage: Eukaryota; Metazoa; Arthropoda; Insecta; Lepidoptera; Papilionidae
Source: the annotation of a GenBank genome assembly